AUGCCUGUGAGUGCAUUCCUCGUGAGCUUGGCGAUUGAUCUCACAGCAGGAGCUGAACAUGCGCCAACUGACCAUGUAGGUCGAAGCAAUGGUACCUUUUGCUGCCGCAAGGUUUUGAGGCCGGGCUUCGUGCAGGACUUUGCAAAAGAACCCACUGAAGAACUGUGGCCAGCCUCUUGCCACUGGCAGAGGAUUCUGCUAUUCAAGUUCUCUUCUCCUGACAAGUCUGAUGAGACAGACCUGCGGAUGCUGGUGCAGAUUUGUGAGACAUGGAAUCAUCUCAGCCCAGAAGGCGGGAUUCUGACAGCUUCACCCAAGAGCCGUUCGCUGUCACCAUGGUGGCGGUCUAUUUUGGAACCCUUGACGGAAUUGCCGGAGCCAGGUUAUGCGCAAUUCGCAGCUGCAGUGGUGCAGCGUGUGAUUUGUGAUUGGUGGCACGCCCAGGGGCAGAAGGUGGUAGUGGGCUGGAGUCCAAUGUGCGGCUGGAGCGAGUGGGAGGAGGAGGAGUCGUGCGACUGCUCAGCUUUGCACCGCGAGCAUUUGCAACAGCUCCUGGCUGCAGAGGCGGAUGAAGCCAAAGGACCUUUCUUGGAGGGUGGUUUCUAUCGAAACCCUAAUGUCCACAGCGCGCACCUGGCCAAGCUGGCAGAACGCGGCCACGACAUGCCGUGGGCACGCUUCCUGAUUCGCUAUCCGACCAUCCAUCGGCGUGACGCGCAGGUAGCAGCCCAGGUGAAGUUCGGUGAACGCAUGAGGACAGCUGCGAUGAAGCUGGCGAAGUGGAUCAGCGAGCGUGAGGACCUCAACGUGCAGGAUCUCUUGGAUCUCGCUGGGGAAGUGAGGAGCGAUUCCGAGAACCGUGGUGAAGAAGCAAAGAUUGGGGUUCGCCGGCUGAUAGAGGACACUUCAAUUGGCACCUCUGUGUCACCCAUGCGGCGCUAUGGGGUCUUCUGGCACAAGAAGAGUCUGCAAGAGCCAUGGCCCUCCGCGCGGACCAAGAUGUGUGCGGCUACAGUGACAUCAUUGCAGGUGGAGAGUGCGUCAUGCAGGAGCAUCUUGAAGGAGCUGAACAUCAGCAACAGCUCUGACCAGAACAACUCCGUCAAAGAGAGGCAAUCGGGAGUCUACCUUGAAAAGGAUUCCUGCAUGGUCGUGCUGACACGCACCGUGGCGGUUUCAGCUCUCGAUGGCCUCCUCUUGGGCUGGGAUUGCUACACUUGGUAUGGGCAGGAGUCUGCCCCUCACUUUGACAGGAUGUGGGGCGUCAUCUUGCACAGCUCCAUUCUUGCACAACCCCUCUCCAGCCUGUGCUCAUGA
This is a messenger RNA of Durusdinium trenchii, 1317 nucleotides long. NCBI's taxonomy places the organism in Eukaryota, Dinophyceae, Suessiales, Symbiodiniaceae. The record is from the annotation of a GenBank genome assembly.